AGGAGAUUAAAUGAAGUGAAGCUGAUUGGUAAAUCUCGUUGCAAAAUGUGUGAAUCUCAUAUAAAUUCAACUGAAGACUUAGAUUCUGAUCAGACAGAGGAAAUUUUGGGGCUAAAUAACUGGGAACCAAAAUCAAAAGAAAGAAAUAUAAACAAACUGGCAAGUCAAAAGACAGCUGGAGGAGAAGGAUCAUUAAAAGCAUCACAAAAAUCAGCAAAGACAGAAGUUUGUAUUUGCGAACCCCCAGAGGCACCUCAAGAUACUGAGUCAGUAGAGACUAUAGUAUCAGAUCGAAUACACAUUACUCCUAACACCAAUAGAUACAAACUAGUAAAUCUGAUUGGUGAAAAAAGGAGAACUGGUGCUUAUAGUCGUUGGAGGAAAAACGUUACACAACCCUGCACCUGUGAGGUAGAAACAUGCGACUGUAACUUAAAUCCAGCAAUAAUAUCUUGGAAACCAGCUGAUGAAACAUGUGGUUGUGGGCAGUUGCAGUGUCAGUGUAAAAUUGAUUCGGGUGAAGAUGGUGCCAAAGAAGGAAAAGCAGCUGAAAGAACCGAUGUAGAAGAAGAAAUGAGUCAGCAAUGUUUGUGUGGUAAUAAAAAUUGUACCUGCAACCGAAAAUCACCUGAAUUAAAGAAAUCUGAAGAUACCGUUAUACUGCCGUCAUUAUCGUCAUCAUAUGGUUCUACAAAGGAUUUAUCUUCAAAAUCUAAAGAAACAAUAAUCGUUAAAUUGGGUGAAGCUGAACCUCAUCACACCGAAGAUUUGUAUCAACCUGGUCCUAUUAAAAAAAGUAGUAAAGCAGAUGUGACAAAGUGUGAUGACAUCUACAGCAGUCACAUUACUCUUGUAUCGAAUAAAAUCGAAUUAAAUGAAGAGGAAUGCUUAUGCACUGAAGAGUGCAAUGAUUGUAUGAAGCCAAAAGUCAGUAAAAGUAAGACUAUGGAAAGCAAUCAGUGAUAGAUA
Molecule: messenger RNA, 969 nt
Organism: Anoplophora glabripennis (Asian longhorned beetle)
Lineage: Eukaryota; Metazoa; Arthropoda; Insecta; Coleoptera; Cerambycidae
Exons: 5
Coding region: 46-963 (305 amino acids)
Source: RefSeq, a predicted model, not a curated record